Rhincodon typus (whale shark) is the source of this 3573-nucleotide messenger RNA. RefSeq names its product cyclin-dependent kinase inhibitor 1. The record is from RefSeq and is a predicted model, not a curated record. Gene Ontology annotation, cellular component: nucleus. The coding region runs from base 16 to 618 and encodes 200 amino acids. Gene Ontology annotation, molecular function: cyclin-dependent protein serine/threonine kinase inhibitor activity. Lineage: Eukaryota; Metazoa; Chordata; Chondrichthyes; Orectolobiformes; Rhincodontidae. The transcript is spliced from 3 exons. Gene Ontology annotation, biological process: signal transduction by p53 class mediator; regulation of mitotic cell cycle.
GUGCUCGGAUGGAAAAUGCGGAGCUGGCCGGAGGCAGCUGGGUUUCAGUUCCAGUUCUGCGAGCCCAAACACCGAGCCUGUGGACAUUAUUGUAAAAAUACUUGUGAUUUACCGACAAACAGAACUGUUCAACAAAGUAAUACCGUAGUUCGGGACACCAUGGUGGGUGGACAUUCUGAAGAAGGGAAACUGGAAUUCCAUCGAAAGAGCAAAGUGGACCACGUUCGGAGAAACUUAUUCGGCCCCGUUGAUCACGAGCAGCUACAGCAAGAUUUUCAGCAUUUACUGCGGGCCAAUAUUGAAGCUGCCGGACAAAAAUGGAACUAUGACUUCGGUCGGGAAGUUCCGUCGGAAGGGACCCUUGAAUGGGAAGAAUUGAAAUGCCACGAUGUUCCAGCUUUUUACAGGAGCCGUGUUAUCAGCAUAGGGAAACACUCGUGUGGGGUGCAGGAGCCUGCAGUGGACAGGAGAAGCUGUGAGCUGCCAGUGCCUCAAAGCGAGCAAUUCAAAGCUCAACUUACCCCUGAACCCAAGAGAAGGAAACAGACCCGCAUAACAGAUUACUAUUCGACAAAGAAGAGAUAUACAUGCCCAAUCCACCACAGCAGAAAAAAGUAGUCUUACAGAACGGAAGACCUAGAGAUGAUUUCAAGGGACUAAACAUCACUUGGAAUAAAACUGCCUUGGGUUCAUGAAGAAAAUGUAUUAUGAAAAUUUUUUGUAUGCAAACCUUUUUGUUCAGCUAUAGCUGAUCUACAAAUUGGAUGUGAAAAUGAAUCACAAUUCGGGUACAAAUUACACUAAACAAAACAAUUGUUGAGCAGUAGACUGAGACUCCCAUCAUUGAACAGCUCAUUCUAUUUUGACGUUGGAUUUCUGGAUUUAAUUUUUCUGAACUUCCGUUGGAUGCUAAAAACAAAAUCUAAAACUUGCAGAAGAAAAACGAUUAACUGAGCUCUUACAACCUGACUGUUGCUAUUUGUAUCACAAAAUGAUUCCCAUAUUUUCUACUGCAUGCUGAUUUUGUGUGCAGAGUGAAUUUUAGUAGCUGUUUCCUCAGUGAAUAUUGAUAUAUAUUCUGAUUUUUUUUGUUCUUAUUUUGGAAAUUGUCUUCUUUUGCAGUCUUUGAGUGAUCUCUACCUUCAAAUAAACACAGUAUAUUGCCCAGCUACAAUGCGUUAAAGGGUUGUAAUGUUGACAUUGUCAACACUGUGUUCAAAUCACAAAUAUCAUAACAUUAGCUAAGGAUCAAUAACUCCCAACAUCUGCUUUUAUACUGAAAAUGAAACUAGGUAGGUUCCCCUCGGAUAAUCAUGAAACCUGUUUGGUUCAGAAAUGCAAGGUUGUAGACUGUCCACUAGAUUGCAUGGAGCAGGAAUCAAGAAAUUGGAAAAAGUAUCACGCCUCACUACAGCAUGAAAUGUAGUUGGGUGGAUAGCUUGCCCAGAAUUGUUGGGAGUCCGAUCUUUAUUUUAUUUUGUCAGCUCUGUUGUCUUUUGUAAAUCUAACUUGUUUGAAUUUUGAUUGAGGAUUAUUCAUUUAUCCCAUAUUUAGAUUUCUCUUGUCCAGUUCAUCUAUGUUGUUUAGCUGUGCAGAAUUUUUGUUGAGACAGAUGCCAAGAAGAUUUUACUGUGUUAGUUAUAAACUGGGCAGAAUAUCGUGAGAUCUGAUUUGCCCCUUUUUUGCUAUCAGCAGAGGCAUUAUCCAUUUCCUUUUUUUUAUUGAAAUGAUUUUGCCUUGCUCAUCUAAAGCAAACAAGUAUCCCACAACUUCCAUGGAAAAUGGUUUUGCAGGAGUUUAGAUGACUAAUUUAAGCAAAAAAAAAUGGAGUCUCAUAGAAGAUAUGCAAUAUCAGAAUUUGCAAUUACUUAUUUCAGAUCAGCCUUACAGCCAUAGCCUGUGGAAUCCCAACUCCAAUUUUGUGUCAUGAGUGGAGACCAAUUUGUCAGAGAAGGUGUGCAGCUUGUGGAUGUUUAAUUUAUGUCAAUUUGGUUGGACUAAUAUUUGCUCUAGUCCAAUGUUUGGGUAUGUAAAUUAUAUAGACAUCUAUAAUGAGAGGAAUAAUAACAGCCUUUUCUGUUGCUGAGACAGCCUUCUCUGCUUGUCAUCCUGUAAAGAAUGAUUAAUGACCUGAUUUGUUAAACAUGCCUUUUAUCGUUUUUGUUUUAAUCAGUGAAUGCAAACUUCAUAUUAUGUUCAUUUGGUUAUUCUAAUGUCUAAAAGAUUAGGUCUUCUACGUGUCUUUUCCCAGACUAUGCUAAUGAAGAAAUUUUCAAUCUACCAUCUGGUCAGGUAACUGAGUAUUUAUAUUAUAUUGGUGUUUUCCCGUAAGUGAGAUAUAAGUCAGCAGGACUAGACUCAGUUCAUAAUGGUCAUUUAUACAGUCAGUGCUCCUGGAGUUGGUGAAACAGUGGACUGACUCCAAUGAUUUAAAUGCAAAAUGCACUUCUCAAUAUACAACAUAACCACAGAACAAAGGAAAUUGUUGUUUGAUCUAUGGCUUGUACUACUGAUAUUUAUUUAUUAUUCAACUGUAAGACAAACCAUAGCUUUUGAAAAGUUUCCUCCCCAAAUUCUCAUUGUUACCUAAAAUUGGACUUUCAUUAUUCAUUCCAAAUUGCCUUGAGAAGGUGAUGAAAGCUAUCACCUGGAUUAGCUGGAAUGACCCCAAUGUAAGAGAUUUUUAAAAAUGAUUAUUUUCUUUGCAGCUGCCAUGGCAGAGGGUUCACAGAGCACUAACCUCUAUUACCACUGAGCAUUGUUCUGAUCCACCUGGAAAGUGUGCUGAUUCUUGAGCCUCACUGCACCCCGCCUUGCCACAAAAUUAAUGGUUUAAUCCAAGUACUGAGUCUUCAAUUUAUCAGUCUGAUGGAACCAUGUUAACAGAAAAUACUGACGAGGUUCCUGUAAUUAACAUAACUAUUGUUUAUUGCAAAUAAAUAAUUUCUAGUCGCUAUCAACAUUUAACUCUACCAGUUGAAAUUCUAACUCCCUUUUUAAAGCCCUUACGUACGUAGAAAAAUUAAUUGGAGACUUCUGGAAUUUUUGUAAAGCUUGCGGGGGGUGGGGUGGGGGGAACCCAUAGCUUAGAGAAGGAGACUUAUGGGUUUCAGCUUUUAAAUUGAUUGGGGCAAUCCUGUGAAGUAUUUAUGAUAUGGUGGGUGUAUAGACGAGUGCUUCCGAGAAGGGAACAAUAUAUAGUGAAUUUGUUUACAUCAGAUUGAAGAGUGUUAGUCCCAGAUCAGAAGUGUCGGGAGAAAACCCUGAAGAGGUAACUUAAAGCUGAAUAUAUUUAAGCAGGUGUCUGAUACUUCAGUCUAAAUGUUGAAGUGACAAAUGACUUAAAACUACUGAGGGAUUCUGGUGUACUAUUGUAUGAGUGGUGUUAUGAGUACUCACCAGGGGCCGUGUUUUGGGUAUGAUACAAAGCUGUUCUGUUUCUUUUUGAUUUAUAAAGGACUGUUUUAAGAUUAAUAGGAUUAUAGUUUUACUAUUUGUUUAAAAAUCUUUUGCGUUGUCUUAUAAGUAGAUUUCGGUUUAUUUUAUCUUCAUUUCUUUCGAUAAUAUAUUUCU